CUUGUGAUGCAUCCGCCGGGGGCCGCUCACACUCGUUUAUACGUCGAGCUGAGCGCCCGAUACGAAUUGGCCCGCGAGUUUCUCCCGCUUUUUGUUGGAAAUUCUUGUGUAAAAUUAUGUUUUGUGCGGCGCUGACAAGUGCUCAGGGAUGAGCCGCCGUCAAAGUCACUGUUUUGUGCCUGGCUGCACGACUGGCUACAAAUCGUACAAAAAGAAAUUGUCGCUCUUCGGGGUACCUAAAGACCAGGAGACGCACCGAAAGUGGCAGCGCAACAUCCCUCUAGCCGACAAGCCACUCGAACGAAAUGCCGCUGUGUGCGAACUGCAUUUCGAUCCGCAGUUUGUGUCGCGUCACUUUGAACACAUCAUCAAUGGUGAGCUGGUGCGCCUGGAAAGGGGCAGGCCAUUUCUACAGCCGGAUGCGAUACCGACGAUUUUUCCAAACGUUCCCAAGUACCUCUCCAAGCCAGUGCCCAAGAAAAGGAAUCCGAAAGAAAGGUUAGACCCACAGUUUGCGCCUCCACAGAAAAAAUCGCGAAUCGACGUGUCCUCACCUGACACAUCGGAUGAAACACCCAUGCUUGCCGCCGACUCUGUGGAUUACCAAAAUGUGAUCAUGCCGUCCAAUCAGUGGGGUAAGCACGUUUUUUCUGAAAGUCCCCUUUUGGUCGCCUAUAGCGUCUGCCUACCGGGGCCAAACAUGAGCUUGCUUCAUGCCCAAAAGCUUGUGCUGUUUCGUGGCGGGGACAGCAUGAUCGAACACCAAGUGUUUGUACGUGGUGUAGAGCUGUCACUUGAUGAGCACUGCGAUCCUGCAUCCCUCCUACAGGCUGUUGACAGCAUGCAGCUCUGCUCUGGCGCAGUGCGGUCGGUGGAGUUCCCUCUUGCGCGCAGCUCCAACAUGACAACGUGGAAUGAAGGCCUCUACCACACGAAGUGCAAGGGGGUGGUAAGUGGCCCUGAAAAGUGCUGCAUCGCAUGCAAGUACCUCAGAAGGCUACUGCUCAACCAGAGGUGUCGAGCUAGGCAGCUAAAGCGUAAAAAAAAUUACGCCAGGAAGCUAAAGGCAAGGACCCAAGCUACGGUGCGCCGCCUAAGAGCCAAAGCGAAAAUCGUGGCGGGGACAGCAUGA
Molecule: messenger RNA, 1132 nt
Organism: Dermacentor silvarum
Lineage: Eukaryota; Metazoa; Arthropoda; Arachnida; Ixodida; Ixodidae
Exons: 1
Coding region: 149-1132 (327 amino acids)
Molecular function (GO): sequence-specific DNA binding
Source: RefSeq, a predicted model, not a curated record